UUCCUCAUGAGAUAGUUCCUGCGUUGCGACGGUCGGUCAUGGGACAAUCAUUCUUAGUUGUAAGGAUGUCAUGAGAUGCCAAGCUCAUUAAUUGACUCUCAUGUAGUGUAUCCUUUGGCCUUAGUUUACUAACAGACACUGUCACUGAGGUUGUGAGACUCUGCUGGUGUGUUUGGGUUGUGCUGGCUACACUGUAAGCUAGCUUUACCACACGGUGAUUGCCUCUUUCCUUGCUAUCGAGUCGGUGUGUGCUGGGAUUAUAGUGUUGUCUUUCUGCGUCUGUGUUUUGUUACAGGCUGUCAUCAACAGGUAACGGUCAAAAUUGAGGUAAAUUAUGUAAUCUAUGAGUGGACUAGUCGUGUGCCUACCACCAAACUCCAGAUAUUGUCAGUCACUAUGGACCAAUGCAGUAGAGGGUAGCAGUUGUCUCCUUAAAUACCUCCGCCACUGGUCUCGCCAUGAAGCCGGCCUACCUAUUUCGUGACCAAGUAAACGCCCUGUCGGUGUGGUUUAAGGAAUGGAAUGAGUGUGAACAGACUGUGGCAUUGUAUUCGUUAAUACGAAGGGUGUCCUCAACCCAGGCACGCUUCCUGACUCUGGUCCUUGAGCAGACUCUUGGCGAUACGGACGACUGUCAGCGGUUAGAACAAGAAGCCAACGAUCUUGGUUUUGUGUGCAGCCUUUGUCAUGAGAGUAAAGACACUGCCGUCGCUAAACUCUUAUCCCAUCUACCCCUCCUACGCCCCGGCAACAGCGAAGUCAAGCAAGAGUAUCUCAACCUCAUCCCCAAGAUCCUGCUGCACUCUGUGGAGAACUCACAACACCUUGAAGAAAGCCGGCAAGUCUUAUCCUAUCUCCUGAUCCAUCCAGCGUUGUCGAACGAGGACAGGAGCUCCCUGGCAUGGUGGCUAGGCCGUCUGGACGAGCACACGAACACUCAAGUCGGGUUUCCGUCUCGGCUGCAUGUAUCCCCCGAUCUGUCCCCGUCACAGUCACCUUCCCCUUCCCCGUCCCCCUUCCCAGGGGGACUGAACUCGGAGUCUGGCCGGAACGGCCUACAGGGUUGUUUGAAUGGCUGGAGGAAUCAGCCUCCUUACAGAGACACUGGAGUUACUGAUUUACCCACGUCACAUUACCUUGGCAGUAACGUGCCCCACCAGCCGUUAACGAAUACAUUGUCUGCACCACCAGCUGUAAAUGUAACCGGACCAUCUAAUGAUAUUUUAGGAAACAGCUCAGCCGGUCCUUCUUUACCCCUACACCACAGAAAUCGACGUAGUAACUCGCUCACCCCUCCCAAUUCAUCCAGUAACACCCCGUCCCCCCAGCCCUGCUCCGACUGGCCCUCCCAGGAGGAGCUUGAGACCAGAUCAAAUCGAUCUUUAUCUCUACCCAAUGAGCACGCUCCGUUGUCCCCGCAGAGUAGCACCGCGUCGUCGGGGAGUAGCACCGAGGCCCAUGGGGAGGAUGGAAUCUGGAAUUACCAUGGAUGUCAUCCUGGUCUUCAGAAGAGGAACAGUUUCUUGGAGGAGAACAGCGGAAUGAGAGAUGUACCAUCAUGGCUAAAGAGCUUAAGACUUCACAAGUACUCAGGACUUUUCCAGCAAAUGUCAUAUGAUGAGAUGAUGCUGCUAAAUGAGUACCAGUUGGAAUCCAUGAAUGUGACCAAAGGAGCGAGGCAUAAGAUUGUAUUGAGCAUUCAGAAGCUGAAGGAAAGGCAACAGAUGCUACUGAGUCUGGAAAAAGACAUUGCGAACGACAACAGCCCUGGUAACUUACGUAACGCCCUGAACGAGGUGAAGAGUAUGUUGAAUACCCCGAUUAAGGUAUACGAGGAGAUGGAUCCAUCCAAUGAGAAUUCAUCCACAUCUCAGCCUGGUGAAGAUGGUGACAAGGAUAUGAAGGAGGGUGACUUCCCUGGACAAGUAACAAGACUCAUGGGAAAGUUGUGUACACAGUUAUUGGUCGCAAAGAGACCGGACGAAGACAAUGUUAGCCUCUACCUACAGCUCCUCGACAAAUGUCUGAAUCAUGAAGCGUUCACCGGCGUUCAGAAGAAGAGAUUCCUCUCCUGGCGUCAGAGCUGCCAGAAGUUUUCUCGGAAUCCCUACCCUCGCAAAUUGUCUUUACAAGAGACCAAACAGCCCAGGACAUGGGGACAUUACGGAAGCAACUAUCCCGCUGAAUACAGUAUGUUUGCCAGUCAAGGUCCCAGUCCUACAAGAAGACUGACCAGACAGCCGUUUGUAUCAGCUCAGGGUCAACCUCAACCCCAGAGGAUCAAUCCCUGCUUGGCUGCAGCAGGAGGGGGACCCGCUCUGUUCCGGCCAACGCAGACCUCCAACAUGUAUAUGAAACCCAGACAGCUUGCUGGAAACCCCCACAUUGGAGUGCAGCGUACCAAAUCUGCGCCGAUCCGACGGUCAACUCAGCCCAUCCAGCCUUUUGUAUAUCAACCUCUUCCCCCACAAGAUGGUGCAAACCAACCCCUGGGAGACCCAGAGAUGACCAAUCGACUUGAGACGUUGUGUUUGAGUAUGACGGAGCACGCCCUCUCAGACGGUGUGGAAAACUCCAACGACAGCGGCAGAAACUGAUGAUAUUCGAACUCAUUCCACAUCAAGCGUCAAUCGUCUCCUGACUCCUCUCACUGACUAUGAGCCUUGAGAUGGAGUCCCGUCGUCGUUGUCCCCCCCCCCCCCCACCCACACACACACACCUUCUCUAAAAUCCUUUUAGAUGCACCCUUCAAAUGAAGACUCUCAUCUGAAAUUCUACAGGACCACAAUCUUAAGUGAAACCCAAGAAAUGAAGAAGCAUCAACUGUGACAACAUCUUGGAGCUGGUCCCAAUUCUACAGAAGCCGGUAAACACAAAAUGGUUUGCAGCUUAGCAGGUACUGGUUACCAGCUUGAAAAUUGUGUAGUUUAUAUUGUUGUGACUGGUGCCCCACUGUUAAGCAAUGGUUAUUUUUAGCUUAACAGCUGUGUGCAGUUUGGUCCAGAUUAGUCACUUUGGGUUUUUAUGACAAAAUUCCUGUCAGUCAAACGUGUUUAUUGAGACCGAUUGAUAUACUACUAACCUGUAUUUGUAAACAACUUGACAUAGCUUUUGUCUUCAUGUUCACUGUAAAUGAGCAAAGAGGCAAGCAGUUUCAAAAAGAUGUUUUGUUUAAAUUAUAUAUUAUUUUUCACUGUUUUCUUUCUUGAGUCUAUUCAAUACUUAAUUGAAAACGCAAAUAAGAAAAACAAUAAAAUGUGAGGACAGAAGAGAAUUGGCAGUGACACAACGCACAAAAGAUAAGCACAGUUGAACUGGAGCAGAUCCUUUUACUCUACUUGUAUUUUCUAUGUCAUAUUUUGGCAUAUUUUACAACGACGCAUAAAGCACAUCUUUGCAUUAAAGGACGCAAAUUUAUUUACUCCCUGUUCAAAGAGAAAUUAUGAUUCUAAUUUUCUUUCAAAAAUAGAUGAAAUUAAUUUUGAGGAAUUUAUGACCAAAGAGGAAUUCAGUCAUACAAAUUAUGAACCUGUGAAACUCUGGUGAGAACCCUUUGUUCUUAUUUUGUUUGUUUUGGUUUUGUUUUCUUUAUAAAAAAAAAGUCCAUGUUUCUUCAAGUAUUAUUUGAAACAUUUGUUAAAUCUGCCUUAGAAGAAGCAAGGCAGCUCAAAUUUUAAAAUGUCUUUUGUUUGAUUUUUCUUGUUAUGAGUUUUCUGAGUUCUAAACUUCAUGUUCAGAAGUUUUUUUUGUUUUUUUUGGUGUUUUGCGUGUUACUUUUAGAGGGGCAUUUUUAUUACAUGGACAAAAAGGUGUGCUCAUGGGCGUGUAUUCAUCUAUCUCAUUUGUUUGUGUUUUUUUUUUCCAAGAUUGAUUCUUGAGAAUUUUUUUCUGCUUUAUCUGAAAUUAUCAUUCUUUUUUUCCCUGUAUUGUAAACAAUGCCAUUGGAAAAUCUUCUGGAAAUGGGCUGAAUAUAUAUUUGUUCCCUAAUUGAGUUUACCUCAAUCAAGUUUCUGUUGAAUCCUGGACAUUUUCAGCUGGAAAUACCCUAUUUGAAAUUUCCAUAUUGUUGGAUUUUUAAAGUGAUCAAAUGUGGUGCUUAGAUUAAAAUUUGUCUUGUUUUCCACUCUCUCUAAAUUUAUUUUUUAUUUUUUAAGAAGUUUAACUUUGGUUUAAGCUUCUCCCCGUUGUUACUUUUGCUCUGUGUUUAUUGACAUGUAUGUAAACACUGUGCUGUAUAUUUGCAAAGAUAUAAACGCUCUGUUUUCAAACUCUGAACCAAGGAGCAAAUUCAGUGUAAAAAAAAUUAAGUAUAAGUAUAUGUGUAUAUAAAUAUGUCAGUUCGGAGCUUGAAGAUUUUUAAAAGUAGGGAAACUUUGUUUUUGACUUUUGAUAGUUAAGUUGGACUUCACAGACAGAAAAAAUUACAAAAAAGUUGUUGACAUAUUCUUUGAGAGUUACCUGUUUAGAUUGACUAAUUAGGAUGUUCAAGACCGUGAUCGCAAAGUAGGCACAUGUAGCAGUUUUCCGGUCCGAGAGUGGAUAUGACAAAUUGUGAAUCGGGCAGAUGAAACAGCUGAGCUGUUGACCCUGCUUUCAACUUGACAAGAGGAGCUGUGGAGACAAUGAGAACUCUGCCAGGGAGGUUUUUUUUUGCUACCCAAUUGUAAACAGAGAAUAGCAAUUUGUAGAUCAAAUUGCAACUCUGUAGAAACUACACACACGAAAAGAUCUAGUUCACUUGUUGUAUGCACUGCAUGUGUAUGUGGUGCUUGCGCGCCGUUAAAUUGUGGCUGUCCUAUUUUACGAUGUAUCUGUGAUACAGCCAUGUUUACAGGGCUUGCUGUGCUACUGCCAGCUGUCAUAAACAAUUUUACCAUUGCUGUGAUGGAAUGAAAGUUGUAAAGCUUGUUUUAAAUUGGUAGACAAGCUUAUAUUAGAUUCUAACCAUUUUUCGUGCCGGUUGCAAAAGGACAUCAACAUGACGCUAUUUUUGUCACUUGACACAAAGAAAAAACCUCAGUUGAAAGAAUCUCAUGUCUCCAUUUCCAAAGCAACUGCUGACCAGUCUUGGUCAUGUCGAGUGUAUCAUUCUAGCCAAUAGUUAGCCAGAAGGUGUUAUUAGUUGCCCAUGGGUUCCCCCGGUAAGGGACCAUUGAUACCCUCAUCGGGACAUUUGGUACCCUCAUUGGGAGAUGAGUUACUCUCAUCGGGAGAUGAGGAUUUCAUAACCCAGUUGGGAUAGUUUAGUUGAGUCAUCAGCAGGAGAUGUUGUUAGGGCCUAUUGGGUUUCCCAAUUGAGAACCAUUGGGGGCCUAGUGGGUUUCUCAAUUGAAAACCAUUGGGACCCGGUAUGUUUAGCAAUGGAGUUAGAAUUAAUUCUACCUCCAUGGUUUAGCUUCAUGGUUUCCCAGUUGGGUACCAUUGGGACCAGGUGGGUUUUCCAAUUGGGAACAAUUCUGGACCUGGUGGGUUUCCCAAUAUACCGAUCCAGUAGGCUCCGCCCACGACGCACGUGUGAGCAAGAGCAGGGGGCCAAAUUGGGUCCCAAUAGGGGUAACGGUACACCCCAGUUUUGGAUCAAUUGGAUGUCAAUGACCCUGUGAGCAAUUGUAAGCGUGUAUUUAGCUAGAUUCUAGCGUGACAUAACAUGGGUGUAGGGAACUUUAGUCAAUUAGUGUACAGACAAAACUUCUAAGAGGAGUUAAAAAAGAACAAAGCAAAAAAUGACAAACACACACCCUGGCGGUCGUGGAACACCUUGGUUUAUAUUUCAAGUUA
Messenger RNA from Asterias rubens (European starfish), 5778 nucleotides. Its product is annotated as protein Smaug homolog 1-like. Gene Ontology annotation, molecular function: translation repressor activity; protein binding; mRNA binding. Gene Ontology annotation, cellular component: P-body. The record is from RefSeq and is a predicted model, not a curated record. Gene Ontology annotation, biological process: negative regulation of translation; regulation of mRNA stability; nuclear-transcribed mRNA poly(A) tail shortening. Lineage: Eukaryota; Metazoa; Echinodermata; Asteroidea; Forcipulatida; Asteriidae. The transcript is spliced from 11 exons. The coding region runs from base 459 to 2597 and encodes 712 amino acids.